ACGCUGGUGGUAUCGCCUCUGUUGGCCUUGGUGAAAGACCAACUGGAGUUCUUGCAAGCCAAGGGGAUUAAUGCCGCCAGUAUAGAUUCCACGCUCACGCCUGAGCAAAGCAAACAAACCAUGCAAGAUGUGCGCGCGGGUAAAAUUAAAAUACUCAUGGUGUCGGUUGAGCGCUUCAAAAACGAACGUUUUCGGCAGUUUAUUCGCAGUGUACCGAUGUCUAUGCUGGUGGUGGAUGAGGCUCAUUGUAUCUCGGAAUGGGGGCAUAACUUUCGCCCUGACUACCUUAAAUUACCUCAGUACCGACAAGAACUCGAUAUUCCAUUG
Molecule: messenger RNA, 327 nt
Organism: Priapulus caudatus
Lineage: Eukaryota; Metazoa; Priapulida; Priapulimorpha; Priapulimorphida; Priapulidae
Product: ATP-dependent DNA helicase RecQ-like
Exons: 1
Biological process (GO): DNA repair; DNA recombination
Cellular component (GO): cytoplasm; bacterial nucleoid; replisome
Molecular function (GO): nucleic acid binding; 3'-5' DNA helicase activity; four-way junction helicase activity
Source: RefSeq, a predicted model, not a curated record